AACACAUAAAACAAAUGGGCCCGAGUGUAAAGUGGCCUGAAUGUCCCUUGACGCACCUGAACACUGUGAGCGACUGGUGAUGCACAUCGGUAUUUACAUCGGAAGUGAGAAAGGCAUCUAAAACGGAAGUACACGGAAGAACUCUCCACUAAGAAGAGGUAGAAAUCAACAUGACAUUAAAUAUUUAUUCACAAAUUUUGUCCACUUGUUGAUAUUUUUUUGCUCGCUUAAUCGCUUACAGAAAUUUGAAAUGGCAAGUGAGUUGGAUGCUAUUUGACGAGGUAUGGAAAGUUUGCAGGCGUUGGCCUGGAUUCUCCUACUGGGGCUGGUAGGACAAAGAGGACCAGUAUUUUCGGGUGCAUUGGCCGGACCAGAGCACCUGACUGGGGCAAACACGUCGCCAAAGUCGGCGAGAAAUGGGCCGAUGUUUGAUGUUACUGUGCUGAACAGUGAGAUGACGAGCUUCAGCAUAAGAUGGACGACUAUAUCAGGAAACAAUACAGUGGAGAUAUAUGUCAUCCAUGUAGGAGAUUCCAAAGGAGAAAUCAAGGCUAUCAAUGUAACAAACAGCAGUUCAACAACAUCAGUUAUCAGAGAUCUUGAGAGAGGUACCAGAUAUUGGGUGUAUGUUCAGGCAGUGUUCUCAUCCACUCCUGCUGUCAACUCCACGGUGCAAACAACUAUGACUAAAGGAUAUGGGCCAGACAGAUCCUGCAAUUGUGAUAAAGCUGGUACUGAAACUCCCAGUCACGAACCCUUGUGCAAUACAACAACUGGAGUGUGUGUAUGUAAGAUGGGUUAUGAAGGAAACCAAUGCCAUAAGUGUGCAUCUGGAUAUGUGAGACCAAAGAAUGAAAGUUACUGUUCCUACUGUCCCUGCAAGGGGAAAUGUAUUAUCUCUGCUGAGCAUGAUUGGCUAUGUGAGUGUGAAGAAGGCUAUGCUGGACCAUAUUGUGACCAGUGUAACUUUGGGUACUACAAAGAUCAGGAGCAGGGGCCGUGUCUGCCCUGCCAGGACUCAGCAACAGUCUGUUCUUCACCUUCCUCUGGUGCUGGACUAGAUGGACCAACCAAAGGACUUAUAGCAGGCUGCAGUGUAGCCGCUCUUUUAAUAUUGUUAGCAGUUGGAGGGUACUUUGGAUACAGGCGCUACAAGCACUGGAAAGUUCGGCGACCUGGUCAAUUUUGGACUAUUGAAGUUCGGGACAAUGACGAGGAUAGUGCCUCCAUGCUAGAGAAUGACUACCACAAUAUGAUUGAUGCCAAUGCCAUGAUGGAAGAUCUGGAGCAUUUUGACAGUAACUCCAGUGGUGUUAAAACACCUAGCCAGAGUGGAGCCAAUGGUGAGAUAAGGGUAGCUUACAACCAUAAUUAUAGAGACAAGGUCACGUAAAUCUGGCCCCAUUCUGGGAUAGUUUUUUUGCAAUAUUUUAUCCAGGUCAAAGUUACAAACUCUUGGAUAAAGAAAAAGAUUGAUAAUUAAUUGGGGGAGAGUGAUGAAGUUAUGUGGAGUAAAACAGGUUGAAGAAAAUAAUUAAGAUUUCUCACUUACAGAAUCUAUUCACUGGCAAUCUACUUAAAACCUUAUUUUUGUCUAAUUUGUUAACCUAAGACAUGAAUCCACGGGGCAAAUGUACUUAAUUAUAAUAUAUGUUUACAAAGGUGCAGCAUUUAUCUUAUCUUGGAGGGCAUUCAGAACUGAUGAUCCGCAGACUAACUGAUCUGCCUACUAAAUAUGGCUGACCCCACUUAAAAGCAAGCCGCUUAAUUCCCUAAUGGUGUCCCCGCCUCCACACAUGCCAUUAAACUGAUUAAAUCUCUGCUCUGAGGUUUAAUUGCUAGGCCUCUACAGGGAUGGUGUGUGGAGGCGGGGAGACCAUCAGAGUAUUAGCAGCAGUGCUUUUAAGUGGAUCAGCCAUAUUUAGUCUGCAGAUCU
This is a messenger RNA of Lingula anatina, 1936 nucleotides long. RefSeq lists its product as uncharacterized. Gene Ontology annotation, cellular component: basement membrane. Gene Ontology annotation, biological process: animal organ morphogenesis; motor neuron axon guidance; dendrite development. Gene Ontology annotation, molecular function: protein binding. Lineage: Eukaryota; Metazoa; Brachiopoda; Lingulata; Lingulida; Lingulidae. The record is from RefSeq and is a predicted model, not a curated record.